Dromaius novaehollandiae (emu) is the source of this 2262-nucleotide messenger RNA. It is a transcript of the gene KCTD14, whose product is annotated as potassium channel tetramerization domain containing 14. Gene Ontology annotation, molecular function: protein binding. The record is from RefSeq and is a predicted model, not a curated record. Lineage: Eukaryota; Metazoa; Chordata; Aves; Casuariiformes; Dromaiidae. Gene Ontology annotation, biological process: protein homooligomerization. The coding region runs from base 373 to 1104 and encodes 243 amino acids. The transcript is spliced from 2 exons.
UGCUCUGGGCAGCGGGCCUCCUUUGCAAAGGAUUAUCUGCCUUUUAGUCACUGCACAGAUAUUAUUACAGGAGGAUUGUGCUGGGCAGCCAGCCCGAGUCCACCCUGCACCUUGCUGACUGCCAGAAUGAGCAAAUACUUCCGCUUUCCUGCUGUUCCCUCCCCUCUCCUUAUACCUGUAACCUGUAACCGGGCUGUGUCUAGAGCCAGCUGGAGCUUCUGGGGCAGCGGCAGGGCUGGGAGCUUGGAGAAAACCUGAGAGAGCGAAGAGAAACCAAGCAACAGAGGACCGGAGCAUAGGUAGGAGCCACCCGGCAGCAACCCGGACCGCGGAGCCGCUGCCUCCCUGCCUUCGCGCUGCGGCUCGGGGGAGAUGAGCAUUUCCUCGGAGCACAAGCCCCUGGGGAAGCAGGUCACCAGCAGCCUGCAAACGUUGUCACCAAUAGUGGAGUUAAAUGUUGGUGGGGAGAUGUACACAACAACGCUGAGCACCUUAAAGAAACACCCUGGCUCCAAGCUUGCAGAGAUGUUUACUGGCCAGCCCAAACUGAGGACUGACUCAGAAGGCAGGUUCUUCAUUGACAGGCCAGGGACCUAUUUCAAAUACAUCCUGGAGUAUCUGCGUAGUAACCAAGUGCCCACGCAGUGCAUCCAGGAUGUGUACAGGGAGGCGUUGUUCUACGACAUUGAACCUCUCAUCAAGCAGCUGGAAGACUCCCCUCAGAUCUUCGGGGAACUAGUGGCGAGGAAGCAAUUUCUGGCCCGUGUGCCCAAUUACAGCGAGAACAUCGAACUGAUGAUCCGCAUCGCGAGGGCGGAAGCGGUCGCGUCCCGCCGGUCCAGCGUCAUCGUGUGCGUUGUCAGAACUGAGGAGGACGCUGCCAGGUGCCAGGAUGCCUUGAACAGCUUGGACAUGGAUAAAAAAUCCGUGGUGAAAUUUGGCCCCUGGAAGGCAACACCAAGCAUUUCUGAUCUGCUGGACUGCAUUCAAAUGGAUGUCGAAGCCAAAGGGUACAAAAUAUCCUUUCAGCCCCAUGUUGCAGAAAAAGGGUUUCGCUUCAAAUCCUAUGACUACUUCUACAAAUUCCUGUUCACCUGGUGGUAGCGAAGUGCCACCAUUGACGGGGAAUGGAGAAAAGCAGUUGUUCAAACAAACUGACUUGGGAUGUGGAGACUAAGCCAUGGACUACUGAAAAGACAGGAAGAAAUGGAUGGGCCAGUGAAAGGUUCUCUUUGAUGUUUCUUGCCAAAUUAAACAGCAUUUAUGAGCCACCAUUUUGUUAGGUAUUUAGAAGAUAACUGUACAUUUUAAAAGAUACGUGUUUAGAUAUGUGGUAUGACCUUUUCCAAAAUGCUUAUUCCUUUCGCACCUUUCGAUCACUUUUACUGCCUAUACUGAGAAGUAACAGGCCCUGCAGAGGCAAUCCAGGUAUCAGGAAAAGGAUGAAUUUUAUUCUCUUUCCUGUGUUGUUGACUAUUAGAAAAGUUCAGAGAGCCAGGCUCUGUGAUUAAUACUUCACUGCUCCUCAUAUAUCGCCAGGCAUGAUCUUUUCUGGUGAAAAAGUCACAUGAAGUUCCCCAAAAGUGCAUUAAUUUAUGCCAGCUUAAAUUGGGAUCUUUAACAAAAAGGCAAAAGCUCUGGCUCUCAUCCUUUUCCAUACCAGAUCCUAGGUUAAAAAGGAUUUCAACAUCCCGCUCUCUCCUCUUGUUCCUCCAGCAGAUAGCCCAUUCUCUAGCCAAUGUAUUUAUUACUGUUAUUUAUUAUUUAUUCUGAAGUAAAGACAAAGAACCCUCACUAUUGUGCAGGAUCAACACAAGGUAAAAAUACUGUUACUAAUCCAAGUCUAUAAUCUAAGGACACCCACUCCUUUCUCAUGCCACACUAUUAGAUCUUUCCCUUGUGACAUCUAUUAUUAUUCUUUUAUUUUUUAAAAUAUAAGCUUCUGCAAGAAUAAGGAAAGCUCACAGUGAUUUGACUGGAAUGAAGCGCUACUGAAGCAAAACCCCAGGGCCUCAGUGGCGCUUUGGCCUUGCAGGACACUGGAUUGGGUGCUACGUCACGUUUUAAAAACCUUAAUCUUCCAAAGUUUAUUUUUGUACUGGAGAUGGCUGUUAGCUUGUAUUUCAUCACUCUGGGGGUAUCUGAAAAUCAUUAUGGCUGGUCUAGAUUAUGGUUGUAUUUCCUUUUCUUCUCAAAACAUGGAUUUCUUCUAGUUGAAAGCAAUAAUCUCCGGGUUGUUAAAUAAAUGGACUUUAAAAGCUC